Dermatophagoides pteronyssinus (European house dust mite) is the source of this 2506-nucleotide messenger RNA. RefSeq names its product transmembrane and coiled-coil domain 2 protein Dmtn (gene Dmtn). Gene Ontology annotation, cellular component: endomembrane system. The record is from RefSeq and is a predicted model, not a curated record. Lineage: Eukaryota; Metazoa; Arthropoda; Arachnida; Sarcoptiformes; Pyroglyphidae.
UGUCUGUUCAUUUACUAAUCCAGUAUUUAAGCUGGUAACUUAUCUGAUUCAACAAUAUAAUCGUUUUGUCAUGUUGUGGCUGCUCGUCAUUAGCAUCAAAUAUAAUGUUACGAAACUCUAACGGCAAUAAUAAUACUCGAAUUGAUACGUCCUCUGUAUGCACAUCGGAUCAUCAAAUAACAAAUAUCGAUAACAGCAUAUCGCCGAGUACAUUGUCCGUUGAUCAUAAUCGAAUAUUUAAUAAUGAUAAAACAAAUAAAAUUGUUGUCGAUGAUGGUAAUGAUGAUAGAAAUAAUAUCAUCAUACAUAGACAAUCGUUUGGUGAUGAUGUACGAUCGAAUAAUAUGAAUGCGAGUCAUGCUCAAUUUCAUUUGUUACCCCAGCAUCCGAAACCAUCGCCUACACAUUCGCAUCAUUCGACCGCAUCAACGACAACAUUAUCGUCAUCAGCAGCAGGGUUGAAGCCGACACAUCGCCGUGGAUACAGCCAUGGUUCAUAUAGUACGCUAAAUCCUCAAUUGAUUAGGGAUAUUCUAUCCUCCUCAUCGACCAGCACUAAUCACCAUCAUUCACAUCUGCCACCACCAGCACCGCAAUCAAAUCAUUUAUCACUGAACCGCGCGCUUAACAAUUUAGAAUCAUCACAUAGCAGUGAUAAUCGAAAUCGGAAUUUUUUAUUGAAUCCAACGGAAAUGACCACAACAACAUCCGGAUCGAUAAUGAAAUCUAGUUCAAGUGAUCAGGUCGAUUCAGGUGCGGAACAAACAGCUGCUCCGCCAUCUACUACUCUGACUCCGAAUGAUGAAACUAAACGUGCUAUCGCCGAAAUCGAACAGAAAAUUCGUAAAUAUAAGAAAAAAAUCGCUCAAGAACAAAUAAACUGUAAUGAUAAUGUAAAUGAAUAUCUCAAGUUGACAUCGAGUGCUCAACCCAAUCAAAGUCAACGGUUAAAAACGGUGUUCGAAAAGAAAAACCAAAGAUCUUCGCAGAAGAUUGCCCGUUGUCAGAAAAAGAUGAAUCGUUUGGAUCAGGAACUUGAACGAAUAAAGAAUGGUGGUAUUUAUCAUCGUCAUCCCAAAGAAAGACUUCGAGAUGUUGGAACAAACAUUAAAGAAGGCAUCAGUGGUCUUUCCGGAGGCGUAAUCGAAGGCAUCAAAUCCGGCAUUCAUACAGCCGGAGAAACUGUGAUUACUAAACCGAAAGAAUUUUUCAAACGAACCACUGUCGAUAAUGCAGAAAAGAAUAGUAUGGAGCAAGAACCGACCAGUACAUUUGUUACAUAUUUGAUUGAUUCGGAAGUGUCUCAACAUCCCUCAAAUAUUACUGGCGGUGUAAGUGGAAAUGUCGGGAUGUUCAAUUCAAAUAGUCAUUCACAUAGUCAUAGUACAAAAUGUACAUCAGAUGAUGAUGAUGAGAGUUCAAGUAUUACAUCGGAAUCUGGUCAAUUGGGAGUUAUCAAUAGCCAUACCAAUAGUGCUCAUUACAGUAGCAGUCCAUUACGAAUGAAACCUUUUAAACGAUAUUAUACUGUUGCUGAUAUUGAUCAACUACGAAAUCGUAUCGAUGAACGAACGCAAGAUUGUUUACGUUUUGGCGAAGAAAUCGAUACACUAAAAAAUCAGUUUCAAUCCGAAUGUUUACUGUUUAAUCAAACGCUUCAGGAUGAAAAAUAUCGAGUUGAGAGAUUAGAAGAGCAGCUUAAUGAUUUGACCGAGCUCCAUCAAAAAGAAAUUGAAAAUCUCAAACAAACAAUUUCUGAUCUUGAGGAAAAAAUCCAAUAUCAAACCGAUGAACGACAUCGGGAUGUUCAUGAAAUGUUGGAAAGUUUUCAGACAAGGAUAUCACGAAUGGAGCAUCAGCAACACCAACAUUUACAACAAUUGGUCAAUCUUGACUCAUUGGAUAAUUCGAAUGCUCGUGCACUCGUACUUAAACUAAUUAAUGUUCUGUUGACCGUUUUACAAGUUAUUUUAUUGUUGGUCGCAACCGUUGCUAACAUUUUAGCACCAUUUCUGCAGACACGAGCUCGAAUAUUUACUAGUGUAUUUGUAAUCAUAAUGUUCACAUUCGUCUUUCAACAUUGGCCCGAAUUAGAUAUGUGGACAAGACGAAAAAUUUAUGAUAAUUGUCUAUACGUAUUGGAUUUGUUUCCAUUCCUUUCAUCAUCAUCGUUUGGAGUCAAUGCCUAUUCAAAUCGACUAGCAGUCACGUAGCAUCACUAUUUCUCUGGAUCAGGCAUUUAAUCAAUCGACCCAACAAUAAUACAAGAAUCAUGCCAUUCAAUUCCUGUUCAUUCGACAAAUCUUCGUUUGAUUUGAAUCUUCUUGAUUUCAAUAGUGAUAUGUUUUCUUUCUUGCUUUUUCGGUGUGAUAACUUCAUAUUCACUAAUCACUCAAUCACUCUGGUCUCAUUCAAAAUUGAUGAUCAAUUUACCCACAAUCGUCAACCGAAUCAACAAAAAAUCUCUUUUCACGACAAAAAUGACUAGCUUUAUCACGAUAAAAAA